UUCUUAAUGCAAACCCCCAAAAAUCAAGCUCCUCCUAACCUUUUUAGCUUUUGAUCAUCUUCCCCCCCCUCUUCUUUUCUCUCCAUACCCAGUUUUAGUGGACUACUAUUUUCUCUCUCCUAUUAUGGCAGUUUGACAAAAUCUUUCUGCAUUUCUGAUAAUAACUCAAACUUUGAGGUUUCAAGACCUUAUUAUAGAAAGAAUAAAGAAAAAAAAAAGUGGGCAUUUAAUUUCUCAUACACCUUCAUCAAUUUCGUUUUGUAGCGAACUUAAAAGUUGUUGUUUUUUUGGGAUUUUUACGUAUAUUUUUAGGUUUUUACUUUGCUAUAACUAUAUUUCUCACAUGGGAUAUUGAUAAAAAUUUACACUUUAAAAUACCCAAAACUUCUUUUUAAAGAUUUUUGUUGAUAUAUUUUGCCCAACUUUCUAUUUUCAGCUUAAAAACAGUUUACUAUAUUUGGAAUUUGCAGUUGAUUAAUGUUAGUCUGGUAAAUUAUAAGCUACUUGUAAGAAGCUAAUAGGGAAAGCAGAGAUAUUAUGGUUGACAUGGAUGAAAUAGUAGCAGAGCUACAAAGGGAAAGGCGAAAGAACGCUGAACUUUUGCAAAGAAUAUCAGCUCUAGAAGCUCUAAUACAGCAUGAAAGAGAUAAGGGUUCAGCUGCUCCCCUCGUGGAUGAUACUGUUCAAAAUGGUCAUCCCAAUAGUGCAGAAGAAAGAUGCAGCAAGAAACACAAGACCCAAAAGACAGAAGAUUCUAGUGCUGCAAAACUUGAAAGCAUCAUGCAUAUGAAGCAAGAUGCUGAUGUUAGAACUACAAAGGCUUCUAACUUCGAGAAUGGUCUCGUAAGCUGGAUGAGUGUAGACACCCAAUCUCUGCUUCUCGACAAAUCUAAAGAUAUCCAAUCUCUGUUGUUGGAAUGCGAAGAUGCAGAUGACAGUGAUGACGAAGAUGAUGAGCAUAGUGAAGACGUGAAUUGUGAGGGAUUGAAUAAAAAAUGCCAAGAAAGAACUAAAGAUUACAACAAAAAUGAGAUAGAUUUUCCAAGCAUUAGUCAAAAACUUGAGCAAGAUUGGGAAGAAAUGAAGAAAAAUGUGGGAUUUAGAAACUUGUCCUUACAAAAGAAGCCUCCUAAAGUUGCAUUUUGUCCUAAAGAAGUAAGAGGAAUAUUAGGGUCUCAAGUGCUAGGUGUGAAGAAUGCUCAAUCUCAUACCAUGAGAAAGAUCAUAGUUUUCGCUUCAUUAGGCAUAAGACAUGGAUGCGAUGAUAUGUAUGAGUUAAACUACAAUCAUUUCGUCAUUUCGAAAAAGGGACAGCCAUAUAUAUCACAAAGUAAUCCAGGGGAGCAUGUUUUAUAUGAGAAUCCUGGGAUGAAGAGGAAGGUAUUUUACCCAAAUCGCCAAAAUCCAGCACUAUGCCCUGUUCAGAUAUUGGAGGAGGAACAGGCUAUGCGUCCAUCUGAUGCUAGUUGUCCACCAUGUUUAUUUCUGUGCAUCAAGUAUGGUGGGAGAACGCGAAACAUUCCACAGAAUGAGUAUGUAAGGCAACGAAUGGGACGAAACAAGUUGAAGUCUUUUGGUCCACUUAUCUGCCUAAUGGCGAGGCUCAUGAACGUCAGAACUGGGAGUUUUUUCUUCAAGGCUUUGGGUAUCACCCUCCUCUUCAUGGCUGGUUUUCCAGAUGACAUUGUUCAGAAGGAAACUAAGUACAGGAACUUAGACUUGUUACAGAAGUAUUACAGAACAGAUGAAGAUGCAGCAGGGGAGGAGCUUUUCCUUGUAAAUCCUUCAGCUUCUCAACUUGCUAAUUUUGAUUUGGAGAAGCCCAAUUCAAGGACAACAAAAACAUCAAAGCGAAAGAAGCAGCCUGCGAACUGUACUACAAGCAAUGAAAUUUCACAGAAGCAUACUUCGGAAGCAACAACCUCAACCUCUCCCUCUCUGAUCCCUCCUGAUGCAUCAUUUCAAACUAUACCAUCAUCAUCAAAUAAUAUGAUCAUAAACUCUCAGCCUAAUAUAAUAUACAAUCAACAUCCUUUAUGCCCGAUGUUUUUUCCAGCUCGGCCACAUAAUGCCAUGACACCUAUGAUGUACUGGCCUUCGGUAAUUCAGAGUGCAUAUCCUACGUGCCCUUGUCCUUCAACGUAUGGUUAUCGAGCGUUAGGAGGAAUAUAUGGUGGGCAUUACGCUCCAAUACAUUCAUGGCCUUGUUAUAGCCACGGAUUAGAAGCACGCAUUGCUGAUAACUCGAAUGAAGCUGCCAAUGCUGACUCUGCAAGCAGUUUAAGCAGCACAGAGAAUAAGUAAGCAAAGACUUAUCUUACGAAUUCCCGCAAUUGAUAUGGUAUGAUAUCUAAUUCUCUAUAUGCAAAGGAAGGUGCCUGCAUUAGAGGUGAGUUAUAUAGUACGUAUAUACAGAGUAAUAUGUACGGGAUAAUAAACACAGAAAUUUAUAAUUAGUUUUCUAGUUUUAUCCUAAACUAUUUGUACAGUAGUCCAUGGCUCAACAUUGUCCAUGACUCAUGAUUGAAUCAUUGAAUAUUGUACAGUAGUCCAUGGACAACAUACACUUUUAAUUUUCUUUCUCCUCAACAUUUCACCGCGAGGAGCCGAGGAGGAUAAAGAUUACAGCAGUAUUGACUCUAUCGCAAACGAAUUAUCAGAAGUUACAGAAACCUAAUAUUAAUACUCCUAAUUAUGGAUUAUGUAUGUAGUGUAUGCCGAAAUCUGACCAUUAUUAUGGUAAAUUACAAGGAAUACAGCAAGUAAGACUAAAGUUUUUGAA
Molecule: messenger RNA, 2782 nt
Organism: Beta vulgaris subsp. vulgaris (sugar beet)
Lineage: Eukaryota; Viridiplantae; Streptophyta; Magnoliopsida; Caryophyllales; Amaranthaceae
Exons: 6
Coding region: 538-2304 (588 amino acids)
Source: RefSeq, a predicted model, not a curated record